AUGUCGCCUGCUUUGAUGAAGGGAGCACCAUCAGGGUCUAUUGGAAAGGCAAGUGAGUAUGCAAAGCCAUCUCAAGACCGAAAAUGCUUGCUCAUUCUGGAUGGACACAGUAGUCACAAAACUCUAGAGGCUGUCAACUAUGCACGUGAUCACGGAAUUGUCAUUUUUGUGUUACCUCCACAUACCACUCACAAGCUGCAACCCCUAGACAGGACAUUCUUUGAGCCUCUCAAGGCUAACUACAACAAAGAACCUGACAAGUGGAUGCUAAUGAACCCAGGCAACAAGCCAGAUUCAGGCCCUGGAACAUCUGAUGCCGUAUUGCCACCAGACAAGCCAGAUUCAGAGCCUGGAACAUCUGAUGCUGUAUUGCCACCAGACAAGCCAGAUUCAGGGCCUGGAACAUCUGAUGCCGUAUUGCCACCAGACAAGCCAGAUUCAGGGCCUGGAACAUCUGAUGCCGUAUUGCCACCAGACAAGCCAGAUUCAGGGCCUGAAACAUCUGAUGCCGUAUUGCCACCAGACAAGCCAGAUUCAGAGCCUGGAACAUCCGAUGCCGUAUUGCCACCAGACAAGCCAGAUUCAGGGCCUGGAACAUCCGAUGCCGUAUUGCCACCAGAUAAACCAGGGUUACAUGCAUCAACUCUUACAGAACUGACUGCAGGUCCUUCAAUCGAACCCCAACAAGAUGUAAGAAGACAGAUUGAAGUACUUUCACCACUGCCAGUGAAACGCAAGAUACGGAGCCGAAAGAGAAAAUCUGACUCUUCCAUGGUAGUUACAUCAUCACCUUUCAAGAAAAUGAUGGAGGAGAAAGGACAGAAGAGAUCAAAGAAAACCAGCACCAAGGCAAACAAGAAAGUUGCUGAUGAGUCGGAGGUAUGGCACUGUUUGUACUGCAACGAGUUGUACACAGAACCACCUACCGAGGACUGGCUUCAGUGCAUUAAGUGUAGACAAUGGUUCCUUGCAGAGUGUGGAGAUGAGAAGGAUAUUUGCGAUCUCUGUUGUUGA
Messenger RNA from Haliotis rufescens (red abalone), 1014 nucleotides. Its product is annotated as mucin-5AC-like. The record is from RefSeq and is a predicted model, not a curated record. Gene Ontology annotation, molecular function: nucleic acid binding. The coding region runs from base 1 to 1014 and encodes 337 amino acids. NCBI's taxonomy places the organism in Eukaryota, Metazoa, Mollusca, Gastropoda, Lepetellida, Haliotidae. The transcript is spliced from 2 exons.